GGCAUAAAGACAUAAGUAAAAAAACAGUAAAAAAAGUAUAAAACAACAAAUAAGAAAAAUUGAUGUAAAAACAGUAAUAAAACACAUACAUUUUUUAAAUGUCACAAGAACUUGAUUUUACACCACUAACUAUAAAUCAAACAAGUAAGUGACUUGAAAUACGUGCCCUGCAUUAUAAACCGACCAUCUUGAGCUGACCAGGCUCCCGUCGAAGGGGAUUUGAGAGGGCAGGCGAGUCUUGUGGGGAUCAGAAACUGAAAUGUACCAUAAUCCUCAGAAGGAAAGAAGGAGGGAGAGAUAGUCCUAGGUAGCUCUGUGCACCAAAGGGACUGAACCACCAGGAGCUUCAGUGAGCUGGUUAUACAGAGAGACCUUGCUGUAUAGUCCCUGAACUCUAAACGUCUCAGACGUGUUGUGUUAUGGCUAAGACCAAGAGUGAUUCGAGUGUCAACAUGGAGAUUACGAACGGCUCUGUUGUCCACUGUCCCGUAGGCUCGUGUUUGGAGAUGGAAGAUCGGAGGACUGCCGAGGAAGAGGAGGAGGUUGAACUAGCUGAGGAGGUGGAUGAGAACAUUCAUAUUGUGAGUGAGGAUGGUGCGGGAGACAACGUAAUGACCUCAAAUGCCCAUCAAGCGGAGCAGGAAAAUGAUCUGAUGGAUGACACACAGGAGGAAACAAAACCUGGGCCAGAAAGAGAGGUUACCCAAAACGAAUUGACGAGAGAGAUAAAAGCAGAGGCAGAAGUGGACGAGGACAGAAUUACAGAACCAGCAGUGCCUGAACUAGAAAUGGAAGUUGAAUCAUCAACAACAGCAGAAUCCCAACCUCUCGAAGAAGAAGAGCUUGUGGAAGCUUUUAAAGAAGUGAUGGAGGAUCAACCCGAGCAUGUGUUGGAGGAUGAAAAGACAGCGGAGAGCAUCCAUGUGCAGACCGUGAGCGCAGGACCGGUGGUACGAGAGGUCACUUUCAACUUCAUUUCGGAUGAACAAGAAUUUGCAAAUUCAGUGUUUAGUGAUGAUGAAACACAACAGAUUGAAACUGAGACAAUAGAGGAACGUAAAGAAGUGGAGGGUGUCAAUGAAGUGAGUUCACAUGAAGCUGAAGAACCGCCUGCGGUGAGCAACAAUGAUGAAGGUGAGUUGGUCGAAGAAGAACCCAUUCCAGUUGACAAAGAGCGUUGGAUGGUUUCCACUAUUGAAGAAGAAUCAAAAGAGGAUCUGCAGCGCUUCAGUGAGGAUACAGAAGAAAUGCAAUGUGAAGGAAUGGCUAUGAAUGUAGAGGCAAUACACAACGAUGACUUGGGGACCCAGAACGAUGACGGAAGUGAGAUUGAUUUUAUUACAGCAGUGGAACCGCCUGAAGUUCUCACUGAUCAGAUUGGUGGGAACGAAGGCCAGAAGCUUCAGAAUUCAGAUCAUUUGGCAUCCGAAAAGGCAGUUGUUGCUGUGACUCUAGAAGAACAUGGAAUUCUAGAGCAGGUGGCUGAGAACAUUUCAAUGAUGGGCGAAGUUGAGACCGACCAACAUAGAGAUGAAAACUGUGAUACCCAGUCAGCUCCUGAAGAGACAAUAAAAGACAAAGAAGCUGAUGAAGAGGACACUGAACGAAUUCAUCAUGUGAUAGAACCAAAAGAAGAGGUGGAGAUUAUAGAAGAGUCACCUGUAGAAGAGGGAGGGAGUGAAAAACCAGAACACCCACAGGAAACCAGAACCGCAGAUGCACCUGAGGAUGUAGUGGAGGGGGUGUGGGGAGAACCAGAACAGCCAGACGGUGUUAACAACGACAAAAAGGAGGUUGUUGAAGAAGCGAAUUUUGCAACGGAACAACCCAAGCAUGUCAACGAAGAAGUGUCGACAUCUACAGAGGAGGGGGCGAGACAAGGAAAGGAAGAGCCAAGAGGUUUUAUCCAAGAUCAACCCAAGAAGAAAGCGAGAGAGGGGGGUCGCAAGGUGACAAUACCUGCCUGGUUAAAGGCCAGCGAGAUCUUAGAUGUCCAGGAGCCACCGAGACCCCUCAGCGGUCAUCGGAGAGACACCAGUGGUCAAACUGAAGGUGAGGCCAAAGGUCAAGAGGUCACCGUGGAGAAUGGGGUAUCUGGGAUAUCACCCUCUCUAGUUCAACAAGAAGAGGAAAAGAUGGUGAUAAAGACGAGGACGACUGCUCAACAGAUGGAUGAAGAUGUCUGCGAUGCUGAUCCCGAUGAUCUGAAAGUGUCCCUCUAUGUGAAGGCCGGCAGUGAUGGUGAGAGCAUUGGAAACUGUCCUUUUUCUCAAAGAAUCUUCAUGAUCCUCUGGCUGAAGGGAGUUAUAUUCAACGUCACCACUGUGGACCUUAAAAGAAAACCAGCAGACCUCCAGGAUCUCGCCCCGGGCACACACCCGCCGUUCCUGACCUUCAAUGGAGAGGUGCUUGUGGACGUCAACAAGAUUGAAGAGUUUCUUGAGGACAGACUGGCUCCACCACAAUAUCCAAAGUUGGCAGCAAAGCAUCCAGAAUCAAACACAGCAGGAAUAGAUAUAUUUGCCAAAUUUUCUGCCUACAUCAAAAACCCUCGCAAGGAAGCUAAUGAGGGUUUGGAGAAAGCUCUUGUGAAGUCACUGAAGAGACUAGAUGAGUAUUUACAGACUCCACUUCCAGAUGAAAUAGAUGCCAACAGCACAGAUGAUCCCGGUGUAUCUACACGCUCUUUUCUGGAUAGACCGGAUCUCACGCUGGCUGACUGCAACCUGCUUCCAAAACUGCACAUCUUGAAGGUUGUGGCCAGGAAGUACAGAGGCUUUGAGAUUCCAGCUGAGAUGACCGGAGUCUGGCGAUAUUUAAAUACAGCUUACCAGAGAGAAGAGUUCAUGAACACCUGCCCCGCCGACCGAGAGAUUGAGUUCGCUUACCUGGACGUGGCCAAAAAAAUCUAAUAGAUCAUAGAUAUGGUAUUUCAGCCCUUAAAGAUGAGUUUAAAAGCAAGUUUAAAGUGUUUACACAAGCCCACAUUGUACAUCUUAUCAUUUUUAAACAUACUAUAGAAAGUUUCUUUUUAUUUAGAUGUUACACUGUCACAUUUGGGGACUGUCACAGUAUGGGGACUAAAUAUCCCCACAAAGAUGGCAAUAUCCAAAACCCUUGUCCUUGUGGGGACAUUUUUUUGUCCCCAUGAGGAAACAAGCUUAUAAAUCAUACAGAAUGAACUUUUGUGAAAAUGUAAAAGAGCAGACAGUUGUGUGUGAUUGUUAGGGUUAGGGGUAGGGAAUAUGAUAUACAGUUUGUACAGUAUAAAAACCAUUGUGUCGAUGGAAUGUCCCCAUAAAACAUGGAAACCCAACAUGUGUCUGUGUGUGUGUGUUCAUGUUUGUACAUCCCGGUGGGGACCUAAACCUGAAUACACACCAACACAUGGGGGCUCGUGUCACCUUGGGGACCAAAAUUGAGGUCCUCAUGGGCAAAACAGCUAAUAAAUUGUACAGAACAAUAUUUUUUACAAAUCUAAAAAUGCAAAAAGUGUUCUAUGAUCUUUAGGUUUAGGGAUAGGGUUAGGGGUAGGGGAUAGAAUAUACAGUUUGUACAGUAUAAAAACAUUACGCCUAUGGACUGUCCCCACGGGGAUAGUCAACCAAAGCCUGUGCGUGUGUGUGUGUGUGUGUGUGUGUGCGUGUGUGCGUGUGUGCGUGCGUGUGCUGUGUGUGUGUGUGUGUGUGUGUGUGUGUGUGUGUGCGUGUGUGUGCGCGCGCUCACUGGUGGAGCUGCACUGGAGUUGUAUUCAUCAUGAAUUGAUCCAUUGGCUAAUGUUUUCCUUUCAUUAAUGAUGGCAGGACCAAAAAACCCAGUGACCCAGUAAUGAAGUAUUAUAGCACUUUUGUUAUCUUUUAACUCUUUAAAUAUCUAAUCCGUCUUCAUGAAUUAUAUUAACAUUCAUAAUGUUCACAAUGGCCUUGACCAAUGAGUUUAUCUCAUUCUAACAAUUUAAUCUGUUGAUACUUUAUACUAAAUGUGUCUAUUUUUAUAUGUAUUCUGAUUUCAUAAACUAAUUUGGAUUCUUCUGUUCAGGCCAUAAUGUUUAAUCUUUCAUUUUGUAUAAAAAGAAAAACGUUUAUCUUAUAGCAUCACAAACUUAACUAGACUUUUCUUUAUAUCAUCAUGGCUUACAUCAGGCUUGUUUUUGACAACGUACUGUAUGACAUUUCCAGUUAAUUGCUGUGUAAUUUAAAACUUACAGGGCAAAACAUUUACAUGUUCCUUUAUAAUUUGAUUGAGCUUAUUUGUGCACAGAUGUUAUUUAGGUACGUGUGUGUAACCUUGAAUAAUGCCUUACGAAGCUCUGAUGCGAAGACUUUAAUUAAACUAAUCUGAAAUCAA
This is a messenger RNA of Triplophysa rosa, 4347 nucleotides long. Its product is annotated as chloride intracellular channel protein 4. Lineage: Eukaryota; Metazoa; Chordata; Actinopteri; Cypriniformes; Nemacheilidae. The record is from RefSeq and is a predicted model, not a curated record. The transcript has 6 exons. The coding region runs from base 420 to 2912 and encodes 830 amino acids.